Messenger RNA from Thalassophryne amazonica, 1413 nucleotides. It is a transcript of the gene dctn3, whose product is annotated as dynactin 3 (p22). Gene Ontology annotation, cellular component: dynactin complex. The coding region runs from base 70 to 633 and encodes 187 amino acids. The record is from RefSeq and is a predicted model, not a curated record. Lineage: Eukaryota; Metazoa; Chordata; Actinopteri; Batrachoidiformes; Batrachoididae. The transcript is spliced from 7 exons. Gene Ontology annotation, biological process: cytoskeleton-dependent cytokinesis.
UGCCAUUAAACGCCAUAGAAGAAGAAGAUCUAGUAGCCACCACCCUCUUGGGUAAUUUUGCGGCGAAGAAUGGACAAAAAAGUCGAGGUAGAUAAUCUGGAAAUGCGUCUUCAGGCGUUGGAGAGUCGUGUUUACGGAGAAAGACGAAACAGAAGUGGAAAACCGGUUAAGUGUGCAGAGUCUUUGGCCAGGAUUCAGGCUGCUUUGACAAACACAGCCAACAAAAGGGAGCGAGUCAAGAUCCUGCACAAGAAGAUUGAGGACCUGUUGAAGUACCUUGACCAUCAAUUCACCGAUCACAUCACCGUGCCUGAUGCCAUGAAGCUGGAGUUCAUUCUCGCUGAGGAAGCGUUUCUGCGCUCCCAGGCAGCUUUGCUAGAGCAAGUCAGUAACCUUCAACCCCUGCUGGACAGCAACUACAUCAGAGAUGUACCAGAACACGCCACUAAGCUCCAGCGCCUGUCACAGAUUCACAUCAAAGAGCAGGACCAAACCGAGGCUCAGUCCCAGGAGGUGAAAAAGGUUUUUGAGGAAUACAACAAAACGAUGUUGCUGCUGUCUAAGCAGUUCACGCAGUGGGACGAGACCCUGAGGAAGCUGGAGGAGUCGAAGGGUAUCCACCCUGUGGAGUAGCUACCAGCAAAAACAAAUCAAAACACUUCUGAUUAGGGUGAAGAGGACUGUGCUGCAGCAGGAGGUUGAGGCCAAACACACAUUCUAAGUGUGGUGCGCUUACUGUACAAAAAUCCUGCUUCAACCAACCAACCAACCCUGCCCAGUAAAUAAGGCAUCAUUAUGUCACUGUUGUAAAUCUGUCACCACACACACUUAAUGGGACCAGGUGAUUCAGGUCUUUGAGCAUGCACGUGUGCCACACAUCACUGCAUCCCCUACACUACAGAACCAGUUUGCAUCCUGGAAGGCAACCACCCAGGCAGAUAAACCUGGCGUUUUGUGGGAAACACCUGCAGAAAACCUCAAUCAGUUUUCUGCAGGUAUCUUGAUAUCUUAAAUUGCUUCAUUCCACAGUAUUGUUACUGCUGAAUCUUACCUGAACAUUUUGGGAGUCACAGGUCUCUCAUCUGAUGUAAUAUUGGAGUAAACUGUAUUUGUCAAUGUCACAGCUUAACAAUGUACUUUGAAUUCAAGGUGCAGAUGAAGUAUAGAAGUUUAAAAUGUGCAGGAGUUCUGUCAUGUGAUUUUUUGCAGAAGGAGUUCGCUCCCGUCAUGUCUGACUAUUUAUUUUCAGAUAGUAGACCUUUUUAUGUUUGCGUUUUUUGUUUGUUUGUUGUUUUUUUUUUUCCACAUUUGUUUCAACACCAUUGCUGCACUGCAAACCCGUCACAAGAAUAAUUAUUCUUUUGAUUUUAAGGCUUCAGUUUCAUUCACUGGGUCACCCUGACAAGGCGUGCA